AUGCCCGUGGUCAACGUCGACGACCUGGUUCGCCUGCAACGAAAACCUGAGGACAUUCGAAAUAUUUGCAUUUUGGCUCACGUCGACCAUGGCAAGACCUCACUGACGGAUAGUCUUAUUGCCACAAAUGGCAUUAUCUCGCCCAAGCUGGCGGGCAAGAUCCGGUAUCUCGACUCAAGACCAGACGAACAACUCCGAGGAAUCACCAUGGAGUCUUCAGCCAUUUCCCUGUUUUUCUCCAUGCUGCGUCGGUCCAGCCCCGAUGCCGCACCGGUGCCGAAGGAGUAUCUGAUUAACUUGAUCGACUCUCCGGGACACAUCGACUUCAGUAGCGAGGUGUCUACAGCGUCGCGUCUCUGCGAUGGAGCAAUUGUCCUGGUUGAUGCAGUUGAGGGAGUAUGCAGCCAAACAGUCACAGUAUUGCGGCAGACAUGGGUCGAGCAGCUGAAACCUAUCCUCGUGAUUAACAAGAUGGAUCGAUUGAUCACGGAACUCAUGAUGAGCCCGGGUGAAGCCUAUUCACAUCUAAGUCGGCUUUUGGAACAGGUCAACGCCGUUAUUGGUAGUUUCUACCAAGGUGAGCGUAUGGAAGAGGAUCUGCAAUGGAGAGAGCGCAUGGAAGACCGUGCCAACUCAUCUGCUGCUAAGGACAAGUCCAAAUCCAAGAUCUUGGAUGACGAGUCAGCUCAGAGCGUUGGUGAGUUCACUGAGUUUGAGGAACGUGAUGAUGAAGAUCUUUAUUUCGCACCUGAGAAGAACAAUGUCAUCUUCUGCAGUGCAGUUGAUGGUUGGGCUUUUACCAUCAGACAAUUUGCUGCGAUCUACGAAAAGAAGCUUGGCAUCAAGCGCACAGUCUUGGAGAAGGUGCUCUGGGGUGACUUCUACUUAGACCCGAAGACCAAGCGUGUCCUCGGCCAGAAGCAUCUCAAGGGCAGAGCAUUGAAACCCAUGUUCGUGCAGCUGGUAUUGGAUAGUGUGUGGGCUGCUUAUGAGGCUACAACAGGCGGUGGUAAAGGAAAAGGGGACCCGGUAUUGCUCGAAAAGAUCACGAAGUCCCUGAACAUUACCAUUCCGCCCUACGUUCUUCGAUCUCGGGACCCAAAGAACAUUAUGACCACUCUCUUUUCUCAAUGGCUGCCACUCUCAACUGCUGUCCUUGUCUCUGUGAUUGAAUACCUUCCGAGCCCACCUUCUGCACAAGCUGCUCGGCUUCCGGAUAUGAUUAAGGAUUCACCCGGCUCCGACUACAUUUCUGAAGACAUCAAAAAGGCCAUGGUCAGUUUCAAAACCGAGCUCAGUGAACCGGUUGUAGCCUAUGUCAGCAAGAUGGCUGCUAUCCCAGAGAGCGAACUAUCGUCAAGCAAGAAACGUGGCGGUGCAACAAUGACUGCGGAUGAAGCCAGAGAAAUCGCACGCCGCAAGCGAGAGGAAAUCGCCAAGAUGCAAGCUGAGGCAGGUGCUGGCCAAGGUGACGAGUUCGCACGGAUGACAUCAGCCUUUGAGAAUACUUCCUUGGUCACCGAAACGGAGGAAUCCGAGGAGGUUGAAGAGACUGAAGAUCCCGAGCAUCUCAUCGGAUUUGCCCGAUUGUACUCGGGGACUUUGUCAGUCGGUGACGAGGUCUACGUACUUCCACCCAAGUUUUCGCCUGCCAACCCACAUGAGAGACCCGAGCCGAGGAAGGUCACCGUCACUGAUCUAUAUUUGCUUAUGGGUCGGAGCCUUGAGCCCCUCAAGUCUGUCCCAGCUGGUGUCGUCUUUGGUAUUGGAGGUCUUGCGGGCUACGUGCUCAAAACAGGCACUCUUUGCAGUCAGGUAGAGGGGAGCAUCAACUUGGCGGGUGUUUCGCUGAACACGCCACCAAUUGUGCGUGUUGCACUUGAGCCGGCCAACCCAGCAGACCUGGGCAAGAUGGUUACUGGCUUGCGUCUUUUGGAGCAGAGUGACCCGUGUGCCCAAUACGAAGUACUUCCCAGCGGUGAGCAUGUUAUUCUCACUGCCGGUGAGUUGCAUCUGGAACGCUGCGUCAAGGACCUCCGCGAGCGAUUCGCCCGCUGUGAAAUCCAAACCGGCGAAGCCAUUGUUCCUUAUCGCGAGUCUAUUGUUGAAACCCCUGAAAUGGCUGCACCAAAGGAGCCCGAAAUGGGCCGUGGAGGUGUCUGCAUGGUAUCCGGUUCUAAGCAGAUGACCAUUCGACUACGUGUGGCGCCGUUGCCUGAGACUAUGACCGACUUCCUUACCAAACAGGUUGGCACUAUCAAGCGACUACAGUCGGAUAAGCGAUCUGCGGCUGAAGACAAGUCUACCGCGGAUACUGGCGCCGAUGGUACAGUCGAGAAUGGCCAAUCGACCGAGGUUGCGGGUACAGAUGCUGCCGGUGAAGCACGCGAGGGCAACAUUUUGUCUUUAAAGGAGUUCAGAACAGAGUUUGAGAAGGUAUAUAAGGAAGCAGACAGUAACGAGAAGCUUGGAAAAGAUCUUGUCGACAAAAUAAUUGCCUUCGGACCCCGGAGAGUUGGACCUAAUAUCCUUGUGGAUGCUACUGCUGUCAACACUUGCGAGAAAUUCCUGGUUGAUGACCACAAACAACCCACCAACGUCUCUGAUGACCAGCAGGCCCACCUAGUUCGUGACCUGUGCGAUAAAAUUGCCUACUCAUUCCAGCUGGCGACUGGCCAAGGACCGCUUUGCCAGGAACCAAUGCAAGGUGUUGCCGUUUUCUUGGAAGACAUCUCGGUACAAACCAGCUCAAACGACGAACUUGAUAUGGGUCGUUUGACCGGUGAUGCAAUCCGACUCGUCCGUGAGGGCAUCUCGCGGGGAUUCUUGGACUGGAGUCCCCGUGUCAUGCUUGCAAUGUACAGUUGCGAGAUCCAAGCAACAACCGAGGUUCUGGGUCGAGUCUACGGUGUUAUCACCCGUCGCCGUGGCCGGAUUAUCUCCGAGGUCAUGAAGGAAGGAACCCCCUUCUUUACAAUCAUGGCUCUGCUCCCCGUCGCCGAGUCAUUUGGCUUUGCCGAGGAGAUUCGAAAGCGUACAUCUGGUGCGGCCCAGCCGCAGUUGAUCUUUGCAGGUUUCGAGGCCUUGGAUGAGGACCCAUUCUGGGUUCCUGCCACCGAGGAGGAACUGGAGGACCUGGGUGAGUUGGCUGAUAAGGAAAACGUUGCUAAACGUUAUAUGGACGCGGUGCGCAGUAGAAAGGGUCUGGUCGUGCAGGGUCGGAAAUUAAUCGAUGCAGAGAAGCAAAAGACGCUCAAGAAGUAA
Messenger RNA from Penicillium argentinense, 3264 nucleotides. Its product is annotated as GTPase RIA1. Gene Ontology annotation, molecular function: GTPase activity; ribosome binding; GTP binding. Lineage: Eukaryota; Fungi; Ascomycota; Eurotiomycetes; Eurotiales; Aspergillaceae. The record is from RefSeq and is a predicted model, not a curated record. Bases 1 to 3264 code for a protein of 1087 amino acids. The transcript is spliced from 6 exons. Gene Ontology annotation, biological process: cytosolic ribosome assembly. Gene Ontology annotation, cellular component: ribonucleoprotein complex; cytosol.